AUGCGUCUCUUCCUGCUGCCCAUCUCCACCCGUCGCUCCCUCAUCUACUGCGAGAAGCUGCACGAAAAGGCCCCAAAGGAUCGCUCCCUCUAUGACAAAAUCACCCUCAAGGCGAGCGAGACGUGGGUGGCUUGGGAAAAGGAUCAAAAAGCCGUGUGGGACUGGAAGCGCAAAGUGACCUUUUACGGCAACCAGGCAUUGACGCGCAUCCCCUACGAAGAAUGGGGCCUCAAGACCAUUCCCGCCCUCACCGCCAAGCGGAGGCAGGAAAUCCUCGACGGCAAGGCAAAAUACGAAGUCCUCUUCCCAGGAAAAUAUCUGCCCCAGGAGAGGGUCCCCAGCCUGCUUGAGAAGCUGGCCAAGGAGAGGCAGCACAUGCACCGCACCAAACUCAUCUGGAGCGUUGUCAUCAUGCCCUUCACCGCCCCUUUUAUGCUCGUCCCCAUCAUUCCCAAUCUGCCCUUUUUCUACGUCCUCUACAGGGCCUGGUCGCAUUGGAAAGCCCUCGGUGGUGCACGACACCUCGAGUUCCUUCUCAAGCACAAUCUCCCCAAACCUAAUCCGUCAUGGACCCUGGAUGAACUCUACACCGCCGGACUCAUGUACCCCACCCGUGCCCUUUCCCGCGCCGCACCCCGCCCAACCCCGCAACAGGCCCAACAAGUGGCCGCCGUGGUCCACCAGCAGACCAACAAUGAGACCGAAGACGUCAUGGUUCUGCAGCGCUGGAACGGCAAGCUCAUUGCUGAGCAGUUCAAUCUGCCAGACAUGGAGGUCGAGAUUGAGCGCGCAGUCAGCCAGGUAGAAAAGGCAAUCAAGUCAAAGGAAGAGCGCAUGGAGGAAAAGAUCGAGCAGGAAAAGGCUGCUGGCAGCAAUGGCACUCGAGCCAAGGAUACCCUACCCAAGGAAAUUCUUGAAAAGAUCCACGACAAGGCCGAAGACGUCGCUGAAAAUGCCAAAGUUGGUAUGAACAAGGUCCACUAA
Messenger RNA from Bipolaris zeicola 26-R-13, 984 nucleotides. RefSeq lists its product as uncharacterized. The record is from RefSeq and is a predicted model, not a curated record. Gene Ontology annotation, cellular component: mitochondrial inner membrane. Gene Ontology annotation, biological process: potassium ion transport; proton transmembrane transport. The coding region runs from base 1 to 984 and encodes 327 amino acids. Lineage: Eukaryota; Fungi; Ascomycota; Dothideomycetes; Pleosporales; Pleosporaceae. The transcript has a single exon.